UGUGCUUCGGGCUUGCCCCGUUGAGAGUUCCUGGCCUGACAUCGUCAUCUUCCGUCAUGAGCGGGACGCUGAAGGCCCCGGGUCUCUGACUGCGCCUCUGGAGCCCGGGAAGCCCCACCAUGGCCGCGGUGGCAGCUCCGGCGGCCCCCGGGGCCGGAGGAGCUGGAGCCGGGAGCCCGAGCCCGCCGCCGGCGGCGUCCGCUCGUAGGGACUUCUACUGGUUGCGCUCCUUCGUGGCUGGAGGUAUCGCAGGAUGUUGUGCCAAAACAACCAUUGCACCUUUGGAUCGAGUGAAGAUACUAUUACAGGCACAUAAUCACCAUUACAAACAUUUAGGAGUAUUUUCUACCUUGUGUGCUGUCCCUAAAAAAGAAGGGUAUCUUGGAUUGUAUAAAGGAAAUGGAGCAAUGAUGAUUAGAAUCUUCCCAUAUGGUGCAAUUCAAUUUAUGUCCUUUGACCAUUACAAAAAGUUAAUUACCACUAAACUUGGGAUUUCUGGACAUGUACAUCGGCUAAUGGCUGGCUCCAUGGCAGGCAUGACAGCAGUCAUUUGUACUUACCCACUUGACAUGGUUAGAGUUCGCCUGGCAUUCCAGGUGAAAGGAGAACACACAUACACAGGAAUUGUUCAUGCAUUCAAGACAAUUUAUGCAAAGGAAGGUGGUUUUCGUGGGUUUUACAGAGGACUGAUGCCUACUAUUAUAGGAAUGGCUCCCUAUGCAGGAGUUUCAUUUUUUACUUUUGGUACCUUAAAGAGCAUUGGUCUCUCUCAUGCUCCUACCUUGCUUGGAAGACCUUCAUCAGACAACCCUAAUGUCUUAGUUUUGAAAACACACAUUAACUUGCUUUGUGGUGGCAUUGCUGGAGCAAUAGCACAGACAAUAUCUUAUCCACUUGAUGUAACUCGUCGUCGAAUGCAAUUAGGGACUGUUCUCCCAGAUUCUGAAAAGUGCCUUACAAUGUUGAAGACACUGAAGUAUAUCUAUGGACACCAUGGAAUUCGCAGAGGACUGUAUCGGGGCCUGUCUCUGAACUAUAUUCGCUGCAUUCCCUCACAAGCGGUGGCGUUUACAACCUACGAACUCAUGAAGCAAUUUUUGCACCUGAACUAAAGUCUUGUAUUUCUGUAAGAUUGUCCAGGGAUGCACGCCUGUGUGUGUACAUACACACAUGCAUAUGCACGCACACACGCAUGUGCACACAUAUACACACACACACUGUUAUAUUUACGUUGGGGAGGGGAAGGGAAUUAAUGGAAGUGGAAAGUUACUCUUGUCAUGUCAAUCCCUGGUACUUGACUACUUGAUUUUUUUUUUUUAAGCCAAAAACCAGAAGUGCUUCCUCUAGUUUUUUGAUGCCAUAAUUUGUGGUUUCUUGAUAUGAAACACAUCUUUAGGCUGACUCUGGGUGUUUUAUUAAGUUAACCAAUUUCAUUAAAAUAAAUAAAGGGUCCGAGAGAAACUGGCGAAAGAUACAUUGGUGUCUAUUCACAGUUUUCUGAGCUUUAUCAUGUUCUUCCAAGCUUUUUUUAAUCAUGGCAUGAGAAAUCCCAGGCUUAUGCCAGAUUUAAUUAAAAAUUAUGCUGGAUUUUUAAAUGAACUGGGUUCAUUUUGAUUUUUAAUUGGAUUUAGUAAUUUGUGAUCAUUGUAGCAAGAAUUUAUGCUGAAAUUUUAUCUUGCUCAGUUAGGACAAGCUAGCACUGAAAGGGUGAUAUUUUGGUGGUGGCAGGGGUGGAGGUGGUAGUGACUGUUAUCUUGUCUAAAUCAAUACAAUGAACCAUGGGUUAAAAAUGUCAUUUUAAAAUAAAAUUUUGAAUGUGACAUAAAUGGUGACACAAUGAUUCAGAAACUAAGUAAACUUACUUGCAGAUGUUAUAGUUAUAGUUAUAAUGAUUCAGAAACUAAGUAAACUUACUUGCAGAUGUUAUAGUUAAAAAACAUUAUUCCUUGACACUAUGGUAUAUUUUACAUACAUUUUUUAAAAAGACAGUCCACUCCUGAAGGACAAUUAUAACAAAUGUGAGUAAACCUACUAUUCUCAAAAAACAGUUCAACCCUAAGAGAGAUUGUAUGUGUUAUGGUUUCUUUUGCACAUGAUACACAGGUAGAUUGAAAGCAUUCUUGUUAUUGUUGAUGUAGUGAUCAAAGGGUGAUUACUGUGUUUGUAUAUACAGUAAUAGAUUAUGUGCAUUAAUAUAUUACUGGAUCAAAAUGUUCUUCCAUGAAACAGACUCUUCCUCUCUUGCAAAUUUAUUUAAUGGAGAAAUUGAAUAAAUUUCUAGUAGUCUCCUGUUUAAAAACAAGCAAGUUAAAAAUGCAAGAUUUUCAUUCUUUGUAGCCACUUGUUUUAGGGUCAUUUUUAUUUAUUAUUGUAAAUAUUAUUUUAGAGGUCACGAUGUGUAGAAUCAUUACCAUGAGGUAAGUCAUUAGAAAAUUAGUUGAAAUUAUUGUGUGCUUCCAUAUUUGUUUUGGGAUAAGAUAAUAAGCAUUUCUGUCAUUGCCUUUGUCAAUUAAUUAGUUUUAGGGAAAAAUCAGAUGAAUAGAGUUUAUUUUCUUUUGACUAAUCAGGUAAAUAUUUGAUUUGAUUUAUAAACCUCUCAGUUGAUGGAACUGCAUGUGCUCCUAGAGCUAUGUUAUAUGUUUCUUCUUCUGGGUUAUGCUAGAGCUAAGUAUUGUCAGGCCACCUGGAAGUAAUUUAAAUCGAUAAAUCCAUUAUCUUCUGUUGUCCCCUGAAAGGGAACUACAGAUGUUUGACUGAGGGAAAACUUGCAUUCUGUGCCAUUUAUAGAAUACAUGCGGAAAUUUAAUAAUAAAGACAUUUUAGUCAUGUUUUGAAAUAUAUUUCCUCCUUUUAUACAUCAUAAGUUCCAUUUACUACAAUAGAGGCCUUCAUGUGUGGUAAUCACAGAAGAAAGCCGGAAUCGAAGAGCUGUCACCCUCCCUUUUGCUAAAGUUGUAUUACUUUAAUUGGGUCUUAAAAGAAUAUUAAAAAGUA
Molecule: messenger RNA, 2994 nt
Organism: Gracilinanus agilis (Agile Gracile Mouse Opossum)
Lineage: Eukaryota; Metazoa; Chordata; Mammalia; Didelphimorphia; Didelphidae
Gene: SLC25A16
Product: solute carrier family 25 member 16
Exons: 9
Coding region: 120-1112 (330 amino acids)
Biological process (GO): transmembrane transport
Cellular component (GO): mitochondrial inner membrane
Source: RefSeq, a predicted model, not a curated record